This is a messenger RNA of Perca flavescens (yellow perch), 1037 nucleotides long. It is a transcript of the gene yjefn3, whose product is annotated as YjeF N-terminal domain containing 3. The transcript has 6 exons. Gene Ontology annotation, cellular component: mitochondrion. NCBI's taxonomy places the organism in Eukaryota, Metazoa, Chordata, Actinopteri, Perciformes, Percidae. The record is from RefSeq and is a predicted model, not a curated record. Gene Ontology annotation, molecular function: NAD(P)HX epimerase activity. Bases 1 to 705 code for a protein of 234 amino acids.
AUGCAUAUGAUGAGCCAGCGCUGUAAAGGGGAGGCCGCAGCUAUCGAGACAGAGCUACUGAGGGACUACAGGUUUGGACAACAGCAGCUGAUAGAGAUUUGGGGACAAGCAUGCGCCCACGCCAUCACUAAGGCCUACCCUCUCAGCUCCCUAUCAAAGAAGCAGCCAACAGUGCUGGUGAUCUGUGGUCCGGAUCAAAACGGCUCCAUCGGCUUGGUGUGUGCCCGGCACCUGCGCAUAUAUGAAUAUGAGCCUACCAUCUACCACCCUAAACGCUCCUCUCAAAGUCUACACCAGGACUUUACAGUUCAGUGUGAGAAGAUGGACAUCCCUUUCCUCUCCUAUCUUCCCACAGAGGUGCAGCUCAUAAAUGAUGCCUACAACCUAGUGAUUGAUGCCAUGUUGGGCCCAGAUGCAGACUGUGCCAACAUUAAGGAGCCCUACCCUGGCAUUCUGGUCACCCUGAAACAAGUCAAGAUCCCCAUUGCCAGUGUGGAUGUGCCAUCAGGAUGGGACGUAGAAGAACCAAGUCAGGAUGGCAUUAACCCAGAAGUUCUCAUCUCACUCACAGCACCAAAGAAGUGCGCCAUGAGUUUCUCUGGGAAGCAUUUCUUGGCCGGACGCUUCCUGCCCUAUGACAUCCAGAAAAAAUAUGAGCUUAACCUCCCAGACUACCCUGGCACAGACUGUCUUAUAGAAUUGUAACACAUGGGAAACAUAAGAGCCAGUGUGGCCGCUGCUCAUUUUCAAAAACGUACAGUUGAUCUAUUCUCUUGUUUUGUAUUUUAUAGAUUUAAUGUUAACAGCUCAGUUGUGUAGAUCAGGCUACACCUUAGCCAAAUAUGCUGUUGAGCUAAAGUAAAAGGAUAAUAUUUAGAAGCUGUGGUUUGAGUCUUUUUAGGGAAUGGCAUGUGGAGUUUUUGUCAGUCUACUUGUAAAAGCUGUAGCAUUACACUGUUUUCUGAUUACUUUGCAAAAGACAGAAAUAUUUUUUUCCACAGUCAGAAAAGAGAGGUGAUAUUUCUAUGAUGCCAACC